AAUCUACGUCACUGACUGCGCCACCAUGUUGGAUCAGGAAGUAGACAGAGUCAGAGCAGGAAUCCCAAGCAGGACUUAACCGUAACCGACGUCUUGGUUCGAUCGCUUCGCCGAUACAACCAAACUCAUUUCGACGCUCUGGUUGCAGACUGUCUGGCCUCCCUGCUGGUCCAGGAAGCCGCUUGUGUCUCGAACCGACCGUUUUGCAGCACCAGCCAUGACUACACUAACCAAGAGGACUUCGGGCCUCGUUCAGCGGCGGACUGAGGCCAUUCGCAACGCCGACAGAGAGAAGGAGUCCGGCGAUGAGGAGGAGGAGGCUCGCCGCGGCGAGGAGGAGGACGAAGACUCGAGAGACUCGAAGGACACCAGGCUGACACUGAUGGAGGAAGUGUUGCUGCUGGGCCUCAAGGACCGAGAGGGCUACACGUCUUUCUGGAACGACUGUAUUUCUUCCGGGCUUCGUGGGUGUAUGCUGGUGGAGCUGGCUCUCAGGGGGAGGUUACAACUGGAGGCCGGCGGCCUGAGAAGGAGAGGCUUACUUUCAAGGAAGGUGAUCUGCAAAUCAGACGCUCCGACAGGAGAUGUGCUGCUGGACGAGGCCUUGAAACACAUCAAAGAAACCCAGCCUCCAGAGACGGUGCAGAACUGGAUAGAGUUGCUGAGCGGAGAGACCUGGAAUCCCCUAAAGUUACACUACCAGCUAAGGAAUGUCCGAGAGCGCCUGGCGAAAAACCUGGUGGAGAAAGGCGUCCUCACGACAGAGAAACAGAACUUCCUGCUCUUCGAUAUGACCACGCAUCCCCUCACCAACAGCACCAUUAAACAGCGCCUUGUCAAAAAAGUCCAGGACUCUGUAUUGGACAAGUGGGUCAACGAUCCCCAACGUAUGGACAAGCGGGUCCUGGCUCUAAUCCUUCUGGCCCACUCUUCUGAUGUUUUGGAGAAUGCCUUCGCCCCACUACAGGACGACCAGUACGACCUGGCCAUGAAGAGAGUCCACAGUCUGCUGGAGCUGGAGCCUGAGAAAGAAUGCUCGAAGCCCAACGCCAACGAACUCAUGUGGGCCGUGGUGGCUGCGUUUACUAAAUGAAAAAUGUCCGGGAAACAAGGUGGCCUGGAAGAUCUGGAUCUGGUCUGUUAUUUAAUUGGUUGAAGGACUUUGCUUAAUAAGACAGACUUCACUUUAAUGAGACAAUCUUCUGUGGUCGGGGAGCCUGUCGUGCUGUGCAUCUGUUUCAGAUGAUACUUUGGGGGGAGGGAGGGAAGGGGUACUCCAUAUUAACCUAGUGCAAUCUGAUUGGUGGUGGGUCUCACCGAGCAACAUUUGUUGAAUGGAGAAAAAGGUGAGGUAAGUCAUCUGCUGCUAUGACGGUGGAAGUAGUUUCUGAGCCCUGAUCCUCACAAAGGUUCGGUCUUCUGCUAACGCUGGAUGACAUCACAGAGCAGAGCAGGUGACCAUAUGAGACAUGGUAAAAAAUGAAGACAAAGAUUGACUGAGGCCAGCCUUCCCCUUCUACGCUGAAGAAAAAAAAUCAAACACGUCUCUAACGUCUGUCCAAGGAGUCCAAUCCUAGGCUCUGGUCUAAUACUUGUCCCCAAGGCUUAUGCAAGGAAUCUUUUGGCAGUCUUUGCACUCUCGUGCAGACCUUCGGCUUUCUUCUACUAGUUCCUACUUUGGUUGGAGGUGUCAUGACUACGGUUGUUGAUAGAACGUCAAUGUUGGGCUCGUCUAACCCCUCGCAUCCCAGCAUUCUCCUUUGUCAACACCAACACUAAGAGCGAGCUGGUGUUUUGACUCUUUGUCAAAAUGAAGAAUUAAACCCAGAGUCUACAAAAGUCAUUAGUUUGUUUCUUUCUCCCUAUUUUAUGGGUCCAUACGGUGAGACUAGUCUUCCAUGUUUAUUUAUGAUGCUAACUUGGCCAUUAAUCAUCUAUUUUGCACAGACAGUAGAUCCGUCGGUUUGGAUUAUAUUUAUAGGUAUUUUUCCUCAAGCGGAGUAGCUUACUUGUAAAGAUGGGAUCGUAAAUUAUAAAUGUUUAUUGCCAAUGAUAAAGAGAAAAAAGUUGAUUUUUUUUUUUUUAAUCAUUCCCUCUGGACAAGGACAUCUUUUUUUUAAGUUUGAAUUUAAAAAGAUGAGUUGGAUCUCUCUGAUCUCACCAAUGACAUGAAUAUUAGCAGGGAUUGAAAUUCAGGUUAGAAAACAUUAAUGGGUCACUUCACCUUUAUUCUAUAUCAAACAUAAAUAUAUUUUUCUUAGCUAAAGCAAAUGGUAUUACGCCUUACAUGUGGUUUGUAUUUAGGGAGACAGGUGUCGGACAUAUUGCCCUUCACGUAAACGUAUUUCUUUUAGCGCUACAUUGGGCUUUACGACAUAACCUACGAGACUGAAGGCCUUUCUGUUGUGGGUUUUGCUUGUUCUCCUCAUGAGCAAAUGGGUUCUCUUUGGGUACUAUGGUUUCCUCAAACUGUCCAAAAACAUGCCAGUUAGUCUUCACAGUCAUUCGAGGCGUUUCAUCGGCCAUAGCUGUGUCCGUGAAUAUUUGUGUCUACACGUCACCACUGUGCUGGCUAUGGAUUCUCCUCAGCAGUUCAAAGUCAAAAAUGUGUCAUGCAGCAGUAAAAUGUUUUUUGUUUAUAAGAGAAUCAACACUGUUCAUGAGAGGUUCACAUCUACAGACGACAGCAGCAGCAGUAAAGUGAAGAAACCUCCUUGGAUUCUGCUUCUGAACAUCCGUCAGUCGGAUCUUGUCAUCCAGCCCUGACUAAACCGUGCUCAGUGCUAAACCACACACAGUCUGAAGAAACUGUCAUUUCUGUAUGCUUCGAUAUACACUCAUGAUGCAAAACCAUGAUUGUGUCUUUUCUGUAUGAACACGGCGUCACCUAUUGAGCCACGUGGGACUGCAGGUGACGGUGUGUUUGGUUCCAUUUACAGCCAAGAGACUGUGCAUGCUAUAGGUGGAGGGCCGGGGUUACUGGAUGUAGCUACAGGGGAAAAAAAGGCUUGUAUGUACUUAUUAGUCAUUUUAUGUGUACGAUCUAAUGGAAAUCAAUGAAAGGGAUCUUCUCUUCUGUCCUCUCUAGUUCUGUAUGCUUUUGUAUUACCACACAAAAUAAAGUAAGGAUCCUUUAAGUGCCUGAAUUUA
This is a messenger RNA of Cynoglossus semilaevis (tongue sole), 3150 nucleotides long. RefSeq names its product Golgi phosphoprotein 3-like. Gene Ontology annotation, molecular function: phosphatidylinositol-4-phosphate binding. The record is from RefSeq and is a predicted model, not a curated record. The transcript is spliced from 5 exons. Gene Ontology annotation, biological process: Golgi vesicle budding; retrograde vesicle-mediated transport, Golgi to endoplasmic reticulum; Golgi to plasma membrane protein transport. Gene Ontology annotation, cellular component: trans-Golgi network; cytosol; Golgi cisterna. NCBI's taxonomy places the organism in Eukaryota, Metazoa, Chordata, Actinopteri, Pleuronectiformes, Cynoglossidae. Bases 218 to 1093 code for a protein of 291 amino acids.